Molecule: messenger RNA, 3312 nt
Organism: Pieris macdunnoughi
Lineage: Eukaryota; Metazoa; Arthropoda; Insecta; Lepidoptera; Pieridae
Source: the annotation of a GenBank genome assembly
AUGAAUACACCGCCCGUUCCAAAACCUCGGUCUUCAGGUUUCUCACAGAAUGAUUCAUUGAAAAGGCCAGUACCGUUACCUCGUACUAAGGUACCUGUAACUAAUGAAAGAGUCACAGCAUCUGAAGUGUUGCGUUCUAUAGGUACGGUAUCAAAACAAAUAACUGAAGAUGUUGCACAAAAAGUUACAAAUUCAGCAAAAUUUGCAAAUGAUAAAAUUGAGAAAUCUCUUAUGGAUGGUUCAAAAUUUGCUAAGGAUACUUUAGAGAAAACAAUAAGCACAUCAAAAGCUGUGAGAGCAUCCGUUACAAAGUCUGUCAUAGAAACAACAAAAACAGCUGGUCUAAAAAUACGUCGCACAAAAAAAUUAGAGACAGAUCAGAGUGAAGACUCUCAAAGAUGUGUUUCAAUGCCAGCAGCUGAUGUAUCAUUUUUUGACAACAUUCAGUUUUAUUCACCACUUCUAGAACAAAAAAAGAUAUCACCUGAAGCUGGUCCAUCUGAAAAACUUCAAUCACCAAGCUCACAAAUACAUUCUCAAAUAGAUAACCUGUCCCUCCUUUCUUGUAAUUCAGAUUCUAUAACAGAUAGUAUGAGUACUUCCCAUGACAAUAUUGAAUAUGAUCAAAAUGAUUUGACUUCUUUUUUAGAAUCAGAAAUGACAUAUGAUACUCCAAAACCAUCUAGAGCUAAUAGUUUUAUUAGUGUGAAAUCUGCACCAGAAGUGCCAGGAAGAAGAAAAAAGAAAGAGAAGAUAGAAAUCAUGAGACAAAAUUCUCUGUAUGAGAACUGGACAUUAUCUCCAAAACCUAAUGUAGAAUCUAUUGAUAGGCCAAGUAAAAGUACUAUUUAUGAAUUUGAUCCCCUAAAUUUUACAGCACAGCCUAAGAAAUAUGAUGGUGUUAGUAAUGAAUUACUACUGUUGGAGUCAUUUCUGAUUGGAGAUACUUAUGGUACAAUUGUUUCAAAUGACGUUGGGGUGGAUGAUACAUUUGACUUUGUUGAAAGUGAUUAUUUCAAUCCCCCAACACCACCAGAAAGAUUUGACAGUCUUGCUGUUGGUGAAAUUGCUGAAAAACCUACCUUAUCCCCCAGUGUAAAAGAUAAUAAUUCAAAUUGGUAUGUUGGAAAGGAUUGUUCAAGUGCAGAUGUUGUUGAAGAUACAAAAACAGGAAGUUCUGUAAUGCAGAGAUUUUCAAACAUGCUAAAAUUUGAUAAUGUGUUAAAUAAAGGCUUGAAACAAUCUUCAGUCAAAGUUGAGAAAGUGGAACGGCCGGCAAUUAACCACUUACUUGUCCCUUACUACAGUGGAACUCUGAAUAAAGUAAUUUCCGGAACAGUUGAAGAUUUGUUCAAGAAUUCCCAAUCUUGUAGUAGAUACUGUGUUUUAUCUGACCACAAAUUGAUGUGUUACUCAGAUCCAAGUAACUCAAUAGUGAAAGAAGUUUACACUUUAGACAGUCUUAAUUCAGUUCAAAUUGUAUUACCAUUAUCAUCUAGUACCACAAAUAACUCAUACUGCUUUGAGUUGACAAUUUCAAUGGGCGUUAAGAGUUCACCUCGAAAAGUGCUCUUUGGCUGUGGAAGUGCUUCAGAAAGAAGAAAUUGGGGACAAAAAAUUGCUGAACAUCUCACUAAUGGAUUUCCAACCAAAUAUACAUCAGAGUUUACAAGGUGUGGAUGGUGUUACAUGAAGGAAGGGGUUACUGGAGAAUGGCGUGGAGCGUGGCUUAUGCUGGUGAGACGAGUCCUUGUCUACUACACCCCUCCCGAGACCCUUUGUACGGUAGACCUUAGGAAGACGAGAUGUGUUGUUAACCAAGAUGCAGAUGAAGAAACAAAACAAAAGUGUUUAUCGGACGGUAGCCCAAAUCUUCUGCUCGACUGUCCACAUGCAACUGUAUAUUUGAGAUUCCAACACGAAAAAGAUCUAAAGAGUUGGAGGUCUAUGAUUAAGUUAGCUGCUCAUAAUAACGGGGCGUAUUUACACCAUCAGCAGCUUACCAAGGAUGACGUUCCGGCCAUAGUCGACAAGUGCAUUAGUUUUAUUUAUGCCCACGGAAGUCUAUCCGAAGGUAUAUACCGGAGGGCGGGCAGUAGUUCAGUGCUGUCGGAAUUACUCGGACGGUUCAGGCGUGAUACGUGGUCAGUGGUUUUGAGUCCUGGGCAGCAUUCGGAGCACGAUGUUGCCGGUGUAUUAAAACGAUUCUUUAGAGAUCUCCCGGAAUCGCUUAUACCGCAAGACAAACAUAAAGUUUUAAUUUCAGCUCUCGAAAUCACGGAGAAACACGAACGAAACAGUGAAUAUAGAAAAGUGAUGUUCUCCUUGCCUCUCGUUGCACGCAAUACGGCGAGGAAAUUGUUCGCGCAUUUGCAUUUCUUAAAUACAAUGGCGCACGCUAACAAAAUGAAUGCUGAAAAUCUGGCCUCGGUUUGGGCACCUACCAUAAUGCCGGCAGCUUUGACAAGUCAGACCCUCCAAACAGCAUGGUCAGCCAAGGAGCAAUAUGUGGUCCGGGAUCUAAUAGCAAACUACGAGGAGGUAUGGGAGCCAACUGAAUCGGAAACCCGACGCGAAGCGGCCAUACGUCGCGUUCUUAUGCGAGUAUUAAGUAAUACUGCGCCUGCGCCGCCUAAAGCCGCUGGAGAUUUGCGAGCGUGGAUCUACGUGAAUGACAGAAACACGUGCCACCAAAUCGCGCUAACGCCAAACAAAACAUGUUCCGACGUUUGCAUUGAGCUUUGCGAAAAGGCGCAGCUGGAAUCACAUUUAUUGAUGAUCGAAGAAGUUAUUUGCAAUGAAUCGAUGAGAAGAAUAGUUCACAAAGACGAAGUUGUUCUAGAUGUCGUUCUACGCUGGAGUUAUUGGGAUGAAGAGGAUCGAAAAGAGAAUUACUUAAUGAUUAAAAAUAAUAAAUUGUUGCACGAUAUGGCUGUUAAGAGUACAGCGGUUGUUUGCGGAGAGCUUCGAGUCGCGAAUGAAGCAAACAAAACAUUUAAAUUGCACAUGUUUGAGUGUAAUCAUACGAAGCUGUGCUAUUUCAAGGAUAAACAGGGGUCACACAAAAUUGAAGAAUGGCCGGUGAAAGAUAUUUUAUGGUACAUCGGUCACGAACCAAAACGUAAUCCUCAAUCUCGAUGGGCCAUCACGUUCAUACCAAAAAAGAAUAAACAGAAAAGGUCGAAAGAUCGUCCGUGGUUCGGUGUGACCAUUGCGGGCGCGGUAACUGAAGAUCAAGUUAAAUGGAUGACAGCGUUAAUGCACGCUGAACACACGGAUGUACUUCCUACACCGCGGCUUGUCAUCACUUAA